AACCUCAUUCGAUUUUUUUGGAAUAAAACCGACAUCCCCACAUUUUUGAUUUCGAGGCUUGGUUUCUACGGCAGUUGCGUCGACUGUUUAUCAUAUCGGUGCUAAAACAGAGGAUGCCGCACCUACAGGACGACAUGGCGGAACAGAAACGCAUCGAAAAUUCUGGCGUUGGUACGAUGCAAGGCAUGGAGAUCUCACCACCUCGAACAGACGAAUUGCCUAUCAAGGUAGCGAGACCGAACUUCUUGGCUUCCUCUGAUCCUGUCGUUGCAAUGGCUAAAAAAGUCUCAGCUGCCGUUGUAGAAUCGUCUUUCGAUUCCGUUGGCACUGAUUCUUAUCAGAGUGCGUCGUCUCCUCCGCCCGGCCGAAUCGUCAAGAAUGUCAUUAGUCCAUCGUCAAGCAUUGGUCAGAUUACUUCCACUACGAAUAGUUCGUCAACCGUUGACGUCCAAAAGAGUAAUUCGUCUCCUGUGUUGACUUUAGCCAGUGCUCGUCUCUCCCAUUCGCCGCUUUUGGUCAAGAGACGAGUUUCUCAGAGUGAGGACGAGGAAUUUUCAAAUAAAACUUCAAAAGAUUUAAGAUCAGAUUCUCCUUUUAUCGCGGGAACUGGGCGUCCAUCCAUUAUUCGCCGUGGCUCUUCCCUUGUAUUAGGUAAGCGAGCCACGAAAGCUGAUACUGGGAGUCAGAAAACAUCACAAUCUACACCAAAAAAAGUGAAAAUCGAAGAGAGCUCAGGGGUAUCGGCUGAGUCGGCAAAGACUAGUUCCCCGAAUAAUACGGAACAUUCUGGCGCCAUCGAUGCAGUUGCAGCUGCUUCUGCCAUGACAGCUAUGAGAAAUAAAAUUCCUGUUCCCUCUGCACCAACGUCAAAAGUGAAGGGGACGGCCACGACCAGCGGAAAGCGACAGCUGGCAUCCACAAACCAKCAUACUUAUACUCCUCCACAUCAAGGCUUUCACCCAAGUGCUGUUGUACCGACAACAUUUCACCCUCAUUUGCAUUCGUUUGCAGGACAUGCAUUUGGCCCAAACGGUACCUAUCCUAUGGUUUAUCCUGGAUAUCCUCCUCACGUUCCUCCCAGUACUGCGCCUCCGUUAAUGCUUCCUCAAUUUCAUGGGCAUCCUGUCCAUGGUUUUUAUCCAUACCCUCCCGCAUUUCAUCCUCAUCCAUUGAAUCAACGCGGUGGACAGCACAUACCAGGUCUUGUGACUCCCCACGCACACAUUCCAGCUGCAACUUUCCCACCACCUACAAAAUCUUCGGGUAACGGUACUAAAAACCUUGAUUCGAAAUUAGAACAAUGUGUGAAUAGUGCGACUACAAGUGAGUCUGGAGCUGACAGAAAGCCAGUCAGUGCCAACCGUUGUGUUCCGCUCCAAGAACCCGUUCCGUCAAAGCAUUGGGGGUAAGUUGAAUUGCAAAUCACAAAAACUGCAUCCAACGGUUGUAAUUCUCAUAGAGAGAGCACCUACCAAUUAUUUCCUAAAAUCUUACUUCUUCAAUCGUUUUAUUGACCGUGUGAUUGACUCUACAGGAAAGCCGAAAUUACCAAGAAAGUGGUCCUCCCCGAUUUUCACAGACUCGUCAACUACCCUGCUUACUUGUCGAAGUCACGUGGCAUCGCUACUGGAGACUCUAGUGCUUCGAAAGCCAUCGCAGGCAAGAAACAUUGUGUCAUGUG
Molecule: messenger RNA, 1681 nt
Organism: Pseudo-nitzschia multistriata
Lineage: Eukaryota; Bacillariophyta; Bacillariophyceae; Bacillariales; Bacillariaceae
Source: the annotation of a GenBank genome assembly